CAUCGUGCUACAAAGCCAACCGGGAAGUUGAGACAAGUGGCGGAGCCUGCUGGAGAACAACCGGAUGUUUCACUAGCUCGCCCGGCCGCAGCGCACAUUAGACAGCCUCAAGUGGUUGUUUUUUGGGGAGGACAUUUUGAUCACAUUCAACGGCUUCGUCUCUUGGCUGGCAUCCGAAAGGAAGCGUCCGGAGAAAGUGACAUGGCAAGUAGAGGCGGAGCUACCCGACCCAAUGGGCCCAACGGCGGCAACAAGAUCUGCCAGUUUAAGCUGGUUCUGCUCGGGGAGUCAGCGGUGGGGAAGUCCAGUCUGGUGCUCCGCUUCGUCAAGGGCCAGUUUCACGAAUUCCAGGAGAGCACGAUUGGAGCUGCUUUCCUGACCCAGACGGUAUGUUUGGAUGACACGACGGUCAAAUUUGAAAUUUGGGACACAGCCGGCCAGGAGCGCUACCACAGUCUGGCUCCCAUGUACUACCGAGGCGCUCAGGCCGCCAUUGUGGUCUAUGACAUUACCAAUGAGGAGUCAUUUGUACGAGCAAAGAACUGGGUGAAGGAGCUCCAGAGACAAGCCAGCCCAAACAUCGUCAUCGCCCUGGCAGGGAACAAAGCUGACCUGGCCAACAAGCGAGCGCUCGACUUCCAGGACGCACAGUCGUACGCCGACGACAACAGUCUGCUCUUCAUGGAGACGUCAGCAAAGACCUCCAUGAACGUCAACGAGAUAUUCAUGGCCAUUGCCAAGAAGCUCCCCAAGAAUGAGCCACAAGCAGCCGGUGCCGGCAGCGGGCGGAACCGGGGCGUGGACCUGACGGAGACGGCUCAAGCCAACAGCCGCAAAUGCUGCAGUAACUAAGACCACCCCCCCCCCCCAACACACACACACACACACAAACACACACACACACAUCGGGCUCCUCAGCUUCCUGACGUCAAACCUUGGUCUUCACCCCUUCCUCCUGGAAUAGCAAAAGACUUUGUAUAGCUGCAUUUCUAAACCUCUUGUUUUGUUAAUGUUCCUCUUUUUUUUUUUUUACUUUUUUUAAGAAGAGUAUCUCAGUAUAACGGAUGCAUGUUAUCACUACAACGCCUGACGAAAACUAACCGCCCACCUUCAAAAGACCAGCCUGCCAGCAUAAGGGCGGGGCCCCGUUAGUCGCAGGUGGAUGCGAGCGGGCACCCUUUCACUAACUAAUCCCAACAAAAGCGGUCUUUUCCUGCGAUGUCCCGGCCUGGUUGAGCUGCUGCUUCUUCUUUUGGAAAUUCAUUUUGCUAUCAUGAGACCUCGGUGAGAUGCUUCCUGUUGUGUCCUGCCGCAGCAACCUUCGUCAGCAUCAUCACCCUGCGGCUCAUUAGCUUCAUGGGGAAGGGGGGGGGGGUUGUUUUUGGAUGUCAUCGCUGAUGAAGAGAAGAUGCAACGUCUUUGUCUGGGAACAAGAGACAUGGCUUUGGAUUUCGGACAGUCAACACCACAAACGACCACAAGGCUUGUGUGGCUGCCGGCGAGCUCGCCAAGAGAUUCCGAACAAUUGUACAGUCCUAAAGGGUCCUUGUUGCUUUUUGUUUUUAUUUCAUAUUCUCUUCUUGUCUCCAAAACUGGUCAAAGCAUAACGCUGUGGUGGUCUUUUUUUCGUAUUAGCUCUGUGUAGUGUUAUUAACAAAACAAAAAAAAACCCUCUGGUGUCGUUGAAAAGGAACUUUUAAUUGCAUUGCACAGUGUUGAUCAUCAUGUCUUCAUUUUAUAUGAGCGAGUGCUUGUUGUGACUUGCUAACUCUCAGCUCCGUCACAGCAAAGUGGAUUUUAACCAUGAAAAAAACAUGACUAUGAUGAUGGACUGAUCACCUACAACUUAAUAAAUUCAAUAAAGAAGCUUCUUCUA
Messenger RNA from Doryrhamphus excisus (bluestripe pipefish), 1876 nucleotides. It is a transcript of the gene rab5ab, whose product is annotated as RAB5A, member RAS oncogene family, b. The record is from RefSeq and is a predicted model, not a curated record. Lineage: Eukaryota; Metazoa; Chordata; Actinopteri; Syngnathiformes; Syngnathidae. Gene Ontology annotation, molecular function: GTPase activity; GTP binding.